GUGAAGCAAGAACACCAAGAAAGAGACGCAUCAGGUGAUCAAUUGGAGGGAGAAGAAGACAACAUCUGUGGCGAGGCUUGAUGUGGGGAUAAACAAGCAAAAUUAGAAUUUCAGUAUGUUGGUGGUGGUUUGGAGUUGCAGACAAAGACAACCUUGAUUUAUCACCACCACCAAGAACCACCGGUGUUCCCCUUUAAACGUCGCACUACAUUAUUGUCCUUCUUAUGCCCUAAAUAAACCCGUGAACCUCCGCCGUUGAAAUCUAUGGAUGGUACAUCGCGUUGGCCUCGAUUGAUCAUAGUAGAUCACCAAUCGACGGUUAGGGUUUCUGAACAUUGUGUUGACGUCGAGGUUGUUGUAGAGCGUGAAUCGGGUGAGGGUGGAACCGCCGAUGAUGUACCCCUUUAGAUAUGUACCUCGUCGUCUCAGAUCCGUAGUCCGUCAUCGUCUCCGAUAAGCUUCAAGAAAGCCUCUAAUUUUGUAGGUUUCGUCUGUAUACCUGCCGGCAAAGUCGUCUUCUUCCGGCGACAUCAUAUUCCUCCGGCGAUUUGGUCAAUGCAGUUGAAGAAAGGGAACUGUGAUGGUGUUUGAAGACCGAUGGUAGUGAUAUAUAUUUAAUUUAAUACACAAUUUCUUUUAAUGAAUUAAUAAUUAAUAAAUAAAUCAAAAAAUAAAUAUGGCAAAACGGUCUUUUUAUGUCCAGAGGGAUGAAGUGUGCAAGUUAGGUUAAUUUUUUGAAAAUAAAGACUAAACACGUUUUUUGCAUGUGCACAAGGGAAAUUGUGACGAGCAAUUUCCGAACAUUGCAUUCUAUUGAGAUGAGUUUAUUAGACUGCAGCUUUGAAGGAGGAAGAUUAAGCGUGUUGUGUUUAUGUGUUGUAAGAGAAUCAAAUCAGCUCCCAAAAAAUGCUGAUCAAGAAAGGGAGUGUGGACACGCAUUAUUUGCAACAAGUUCAUGAUGAACUUCUGUCUUCAAAAAAAUCCCAUGGAAUAACACCAUCUGGUGAAGAAGAAGUCAACGAUCUGAUGGAGAGCAUGGCGCAAAGGAUCCAACAUGGGAACAAGAAUCGGGCAGAUGAAAUGAGAAUCUAUAACGAAAUGAGAAAAGUCAAGGAAACAAGAGAAAUGAUAAAUAAUUGAAACUUGUAAGAAACUUGUAAAGGAAAUGAAAAUGGAGCUAAAGGAACGUCAAUCUAGAUUUAUACGACUUCAAACAGAAUUGAAACUUGUAAGAAAGAGCAUCACUUGUUUGAAGAAGGAGCUUAACAUGUUGACACAAAGAGAUCCAAAGCCUAUAAACAUGCUUACGAGCUUGGAGUGCAAUUCGGUAAUACGCAGAGGAACUUGCACAAAUAGGUGAUGUUAAUUGUAACCAAAAUAACCACAAAAAUUAAAAAACCAAUGCUUGAACUUCUAAGUUACGUACUUGUGAGUUGUGAGUGUUAGGGUUGGGAGAAAUUGUCUAAAGAGAAUUCGUUGCCU
Lactuca virosa is the source of this 1482-nucleotide messenger RNA. The record is from the annotation of a GenBank genome assembly. Lineage: Eukaryota; Viridiplantae; Streptophyta; Magnoliopsida; Asterales; Asteraceae.